CGCGGAGUUUUGAGUGUGUCGGUUGUGCCAUAGCGGAAUAACGAAGAAAGCAGCUCCACACAAAAUUGAAUAAAACCAAACAAUAAAAGAAACGCUAAAGUGGAGGGAGAUGAUUAAGUGAAAAUAACAGGCUCAGUGAUAACUGAUACAAAAGGAAAAACAGUUGAAAAUCAGACGUCUUUGACUUUGCAGAAGGCAAAUAGAAAGUGCGAGUCAUGAUUUGAGUUUCAGGAAAAGGAGUUGCAAAUGCGAAAACAACAAUGAAAUGCUGGCACAAUGUGGUGAGGCGCAGAAAGAAGAAGCCGACGGCAGCGGCGGCGGCGGAGGGAUCAAAGGAGGCGCAUGGAGGCGUGGCUGCUCCUCGAGAUAGAGAUGCCAUCUGCCAGCGGCAGCAACAAGUGGACACCUACACUUGGCUAACAACACAAGCUGUCCCUCUGCUGUGGCUGCACUUGUUGCUUCUCGUCGCAUUUGCAAAACAUGCGGCUGCAGCCACAACAAUUGCCACAAAUCCCGAGGCCACCACAACAACGGUGAGCAACUACACGGUGACGACCACGUCACUAUCCUCAUCCACGACAACCACUUCAACGGGAUCGGCUCCAGCUUCGUCAUCUGCGGCGGAUAAGUUCGCCGGCAACUGGGCCAUCUUGGAGGAUUCGUUCCGGAAUAUCGUGCGGAUCGGCGAUGGCAACACGGUGACACGGACGUCCAUUGAACAAUCGCUGGUGACGAUACACGACAUUGCCACGGAGAACUUGGGGACAUUGUGCAUCUCGACCCUAUAUCGCCCCCUACAAGUGCCCAUCAACUCGGAACGAUAUGAGAGCUCCAGACAGAAAACCGAUUUGGCCGCCUCGAUACUCCAGGAAGUGGGCAUCAUUCGGCACGGCGGACUGUCGGAUGCUUUAGCCAAAGGCCUGCUAACCGAUGACUUUAUAACCGGUGCCCGCAUUUUGGCCCUGAAUCUGACGAAUGGAGCGGUCCAGUCCUACGUCUGGUGGGUCAAGGGGGCAGCGGCGGAAAUCCAGCGGUACGACGAAGACGGACUGCAGAUUGGCAAAAAACCCGCUGGCAGUUAUCCCUGGUUCGACGAUGAGACCUCCUCACCCACCUUGCGUUCGCCCAAAUUCGCGCCCAGUCCGCCAAACAACUACUACAAGGGCUGGUGGACCUAUCCCUACUUCUCGUGCUCCCAGAGCCGCUGGCUGGUGUCCUACAGCAUCGCCAUUCCGCCGAUUGGGCGCCACGGGCUAAGGGGCUUCAUUAGCAUCGACAUUGACGUGUCCACGCUGCGGGUUAACCAAUGCGAGGCGGAGCCCUAUCCAUUUGGCAGUCGCCGCCAGAAAAUGCAGCAACUGCAGACGCACAAUCGCUUGGGGGCACGGAGAACCUCGUUAUUGGGCAGCAGAAUGGGGGCCAUCGAUGAGAGCACCAUCAACGAUCUGCAGGCAUUCCACAGCUCCCACAAGUGUCAUCGCACCUCCAUGGUGUGCGAUUACCGUCAGCCAAGUGCGGAGACUCCUACCGUAACUGGAGGCAAACUGCUGACCACGCUGACCGGAAGCAGCAGCUGGACCCGUGGCUCGUACCAGUGCCUCUGCCGCGGGGGAUUCUACUCGCUGCGGCAUCCAGACGGAUUCAAUGGCACCAUCAUGGAGAUUGCCUGGCAGGAGCAGCAGGACAACAUAAGCAAUUACUAUUCCGAGGUCUUCAAGUGUUUGCCCUGCGCCCCCGGCUGCGACACGUGCACGGGUCCGGAGCCAUGUUUGGCCAACUACCACUGGCCAUUCAGAAUAUCGCUGUUGACCAUAUCCAUUGGCUGUGCCUGCGGCACCUUCGUUCUCGCCGGCUAUCUCUUCCGGCAUCGUCGCGUGAAGGUCUUCAAGGUGGCCAGCCCCAUCUUUCUGAUGAUCACGCUCAUCGGCUGCGCCAUCAUGUAUCUGGAGAUGGUAGCUAUCUUUCCCUAUCUGGAUACCACUUGGUGUAUUGCCACUAAAUGGACGCGGCAUAUGGGUUUUUGUAUCACCUACACUUCUCUGCUUAUGAAAACCUGGCGGGUUUCUCUAACGUAUCGCGUCAAGUCGGCCCACAAAAUAAAACUGAAUGAUCAGCAGCUUUUGCAGUGGAUGGUGCCCAUUCUGUUGGUUAUGCUGAUCUACUUGGGCACAUGGACGAUUUCGGCAACGCCAACAGCAGAAGUGAUCUUAGACCAGAGUCAGUUGAAGUUCAAGCAGUGCUCGUACAACUGGUGGGAUCACAGUUUGGCCAUCGGAGAAGUGUUCUUCCUGGCCUGGGGCAUCCGGGUGUGCUACAAUGUGCGGAAUGCGGAGAGUCUGUACAACGAGGCCCGGCUCAUCUCCUACGCCAUCUACAACAUAGCCCUCGUCAAUAUUGCUAUGGUGGUGUUCCAUGUAAUGCUCUUUCCGAACGCCGGACCCGAUUAUAAGUAUAUGCUGGGAUUUGUGCGCACCCAGCUUUCCACGACCACCACCAUUGCCCUCGUGUUCGGUUCAAAGAUAUUGCGUGUCUUUAAGGGCCAGGGCGACAAGUGGGAUCAGAAGGCCAAGGUGCGGAGCAUAACAGCUUCAUUCUCGCUAAAUGGAGUGGGUCUGGUCCCGGAGGAGUCGCCUGAUCUCUACCAGGAGAACGAAGAACUCAAAGAACAAGUCCAGAAGCUGGCCCACCAAAUCGAGUUCAUGAAGACUGUGCACAUGCAGAUGAACAACAGGCAUCUGAAGCCAAAGCCGGGCGGAUAUUUUACCAUAACUUCAACCUCGUUUCAAGCGCCAUAUAGCAAAAACACGGUUUCCACAGCGCAGACGCAAACGGGCAAGGAUGAGAACAGCACGCCAACGAAAUUAAAAUCGCCCAAAGGCAAAGUCUGACGGGGUCAACGAAGUGUUAAAGAUUGCUCAAUAGAAAUCGAUAGGGGGCAGGGCAGAACCACCCUGGUGGACGAUGCCAUUGAGUUUAAUUUCCACCUAGCGGAUACGGAGGAGGGGAUGAUUGUCCAGGAAGACGAGCGCCCAGAACAAGAUAAGGAGGAGGCGGCCUUGAUCGCACAGUUUCGCCGCCUCUUUGCGCCCAUUUUGGAUGACAACUUGAAUCUGUAUUACCAACUCAACGAUUUGGAUGACACGGAGCACGUGAGGAUUCAUCAAACGGUGGCCCAGAUGAACGAUCUGACCAGCAGCGAAGAGGAGACGAUGGUUACCCAGGUGAACAGUCCAUCGCCACCGCCGGUGUGUGUGGAGCUUCUGCUUCCAAUCUCCAGCGACAGUUCCACGGCCAGCAGUUCCCUGUACGCCAUCCACACUCCGUCUCCGGCUCAUCCUAGUGGUGUGCUCUUGGUGCCCCAGAAUUUGGAGUCACCGUUGCUGUCCGGCAGUGAUGCCAUCACAAUCACCGAGCAGGUGCAGCUGCAUAAUCCGCCACACCAUCUGCAGCUAUUCGAGGAUGAGAACAACACAUCCUGUUCGCUGUCAUCGAAUCUGACGGAUAGCAAGACCCUGGAUGGUCGCACCCCAAUCGUCGUCUGAUGGCUUCCAUCUCCAAUCCCGAUCUGCUUAACUUGUGAUUAUGUUUACACAGUCUUAGAGCUACAACAAACAGUUAGCGAAAAAUAAGCCGCUUAAUGUUUAAUAUAGUCUUAAAUAAUGUUUGUGUGCAUGUGUCUGUCAAAGUUGUUUGAAUAUUAAAGGCGUUUAUGCGGUAAGUCAAAUCAUUUCAAACAUCAUUUCAUUGCUUAUUGCUUAAACUAUUUUAAAUAAAGCUUCCAAUAUCUAUAGAAACCCAGAAAUUUUAGCAAAUAUCCCACCAAAUACAUUUUUAAAAUUUCUUAGAACUUUUAUGGAAUGUACUAACAUUUUAUUUGAUUAUCUAUUAUCUCAAAUGAAACAAUGAUUUUAAAUGAUUAUGAUAUAUAAAUUUAUCAAAUAUGUUUUCACAAAACUAUUUUAUUUGUCGAAAGUCUGUCUUAAUUCUUAAUUCUAACAUUCUCUCCCCCUCUGUUUAAUUUUAAAAACCUUCCAUGCUCUUAAACAUCCCAGCCGCAUAAACGCAGACUUCAUGUGUAUCCUUUUUAUUUUCGCUUUUUAGCCAUACACCCAAUCAUUAUCCCAUCAUCCAUGAUCUCCAUCGUUUUUGAAACAGCAGAAAAGUAUCAACAUUGAGCAAAUUUUUCUCACUUCGUUCGGAUCGACAGAAGGAUGUUGUAUAAAAGAAAGUAGGCAGCCAGUUGGUCUGAUGCGUCUCAUAGAGUCCAUCGGAGCCCCUAGGGACUUGGCAUUAAUAAAUCUCAUUUAGCACUCAUGCACCUAGCAAAAUGAAUUGUAUUUUCCUUGUUCUCGUUGCACCCAUUUAUAGGACAAAUAUUAUUUGCUUCGAAGUUAAAUUUACAUGAUUUUCAUGGUCAUAAUCUUUUACAAAAAAAAAACCUACAAAUAGGCUUAGCACAGAGUCGAUUUUAGUGUACAAGAUGAACAUAUAUACUGAUAUUAUAAAUGAGUAAAUUGACAUUUUAGCGUACUAGUUUAAGCUGAAAAAGUGUUAACAGACGCGCAAUUCUUCUUCGUAAAGUUGGGCAAUACGUAUAAUGAAAGGUAUUAAAAAACAGAAAACAAACACACACAUAUAACAUAACUGAAUCCGAAACAUUCAACUUUUAUUGAGUAAGUUAAAGUUAAAUUAUUAUAUUGUAAUGGAAACAAUAUGGCAAAAUCAAAAACAUCAAGAAUAAAUGUUAUACAAAUGAA
Molecule: messenger RNA, 4757 nt
Organism: Drosophila sechellia
Lineage: Eukaryota; Metazoa; Arthropoda; Insecta; Diptera; Drosophilidae
Product: probable G-protein coupled receptor CG31760
Exons: 14
Coding region: 261-2888 (875 amino acids)
Biological process (GO): G protein-coupled receptor signaling pathway
Cellular component (GO): membrane
Molecular function (GO): G protein-coupled receptor activity
Source: RefSeq, a predicted model, not a curated record